AUGACAAACAAGUGGUGUAAGGACCAAAAUGGAAUUAACCUUGUUAAAGAAGAACACUCGAUUUUAUGCACAGGGCUGUAUUCAAGGUACCAUGCUAUUCACAACUAUCAUUUCCUUUGUUUGAUUUCCCGAUUUGCAACAACACGAUUGCAAGUAUUUGUCACGACAACCUUGACUUGGGAAUUGCUGCACUCCACCAACGGAUUCAUCAUCAUUCUCUUCAACAAACCUCUUCGAGAAAAAUUCUUCAAAAUGAGGAGACUGAAGAGCUUUGCCCCAUCUAUCAAAAAAGUGCAAGCAUCAACUGUCACAACAUAA
Molecule: messenger RNA, 318 nt
Organism: Cylicocyclus nassatus
Lineage: Eukaryota; Metazoa; Nematoda; Chromadorea; Rhabditida; Strongylidae
Source: the annotation of a GenBank genome assembly